AUGCAUCCGAUCAUUUCGCACGCUCUAGGUUCCGCUCGCCCUGCCGACUACAUCGCUGCAUACGGAGCGCGCUAUUGGACGAAGGGUCUUCAAUCCUACCGCCUCCGGCGUCAGACGUCGACAGGCGCCUUAUCCUCCCAGGCGGCUCAAGACGGCCGAAGUGACACCGGACGCGACGAGCGGUCCGGACAAGAUGGUGAUCUAGAACGACGCGUUACGUCAAUCCGCGGCCUAGGUGACUUGCCAGUCUUUACGGUCGACGAGCUCGAUUCGGAUCAGGACGGCCGUCUCAUCGUACGCUUCAACCUCUUCAUCGAAGGUGAAGUACCCCUCGAUGCCUUGCCCGAGGGGGACGAUGUGCUAUACAAGCGUUGCUCCUUACCGCUCGGUUGGAUCAUAACGGUGGCUGCUACUCCGGCACCCUCGCGGGCAGCUACCCCGGCACCCUCGCGGGCAGCUCACGCGCCACCGGCGCCGGCGGUCUCGAUGCAAGGCAAGCGCCCCGCUCGCAACGCCGAUCCGUGGGCGACUUCUGACGAGGAAGAAAGCGACGAACCGACUGAGAAUCCGGCGGGGACCCAACUCCGUCAGCUCGAGGGCUCGGCCGAUCGCCUCGCUCAGCGACCGACUAAGAAGAAGUCCAAGAACCCGGCACCCCCUCCAGCCCAGCGCGCUGUCGUGUCGUACCGUCCUUCUACGCUAUCGCAAGGUGGUCGUGUACUCCUCGAUGAGGACAAUGAGGACCAGGAGACUCCGACCGCUACAUCCAUUGCUCAAGAGAAAGCGGCGAGGAUGUACGAGGAGACUCUGGCAGUCCCUAGCACUGCUUACUCCGAACUCCCCGGCUACGUGACACUUCGCCGCGACAAAGAGGAUAUGUACAAAGAAGCCUUACUACUCCCUCGAGCGCACGUCUACCGCCUAGACAGACAAGCCGCCAUACUCAAGAAGAACCACGGGUUGAAACUGGACGUCAUAGAGAUCAUGAAGGUCCUUACCGGUCAAUUCGUCAGCGCGGUCGAUGCCGAUAACCCAGCGCCUUCCGACUUGUUCUACAUGUUCCAGCAUUCUGGCAACAAGUUCUACGGAAUUGAAGCAAUGGUUCAAUCCAAGGCUAGCAUCAAAAAGAGAACGCUCACGCAAGCAGGUCACACGGAAGCCUUGAUGGAGCUCGAGAAACUCGAAGGCGUCGUGUUCAACUCUCAUCAAGGUCGCGACUGGCAGCACUACACUCGCUUCUUGAGGGAAUUGGCCCAAGAUCCAGAUCUCGGAUUCGACUUCGUAGUCCUGUACGAUAACAAGUACCGUCGGGAUCUGGCCGAUAGAGGAAAGUCGGUCCAUUCCCUCCUCGACGCAAAACUCGGUGACAGCGUCUACGCGCUCUUGAUCAACAAGUGGCUCGCCGGCAACCGGUUCUUUCGAAGCGAGGGGUCGUCCACGGCGAACCACGGCUCCUCAAAUGCUUCGCACCCACGCUCGCUACCGGGCAAGAAAAAGCGUAACCCCUGCAAGAGGUUUAACCGAGGCGACUUCCAUGAUGAAGAGGCAUGCGAUUAUCGACAUGUCUGCUCGGCUUGCAAGGGAAACCAUGCAGCUUCGAGUACUCUCUGCACGCAUCGACAGCUCAAAUCGGGAGCUCGCCUCGCAGUGGCAGCCACGGGAGCAGCAGCUGAUGCUGCCGCUCGGCGCUAGAUACCUCGAGGACAGCGACGAUUCAAUAGCCCCGGACGAAUCGUCGCUUGCGGUCGUCAUCUCAGACGACACUGGACCUCCGGGCCACCCUUCUCUAUCUCACCUGUCGGGCUUAGGGCUGGCACCCAAGUACCAAAGGUCAUUCCACUUCGAUCCACCCUCGAAGGAUUAUCCUACUACCCCACUCCUUUCCUCGACGACGUCCGUGGGCAGGCUCCCCGGACCGCUACCUCGAGCCCACUUCACUCCAGAGCGUCUGGCGAUUAUCGGGGACACUCAACGGUUGUACCCUUCCCAAUUCAACUUCACUCGGACGAUUAACGAUCACUACCUGGGCAAGCUUCUGGCAGAGCACCCAAACACGACCUUAGUCAACUCCUUCCUCUCCGCUUUUCGCUCGGAAGGAUUCGAACCACCGCACGAUGGCAGCAACGCGCGUGGCGACGACCCCACGUCUGUACAAUUUCCUAAGAACGAGCAUCAUCGCGAGUUCAUCCAAACGACUGUGGACGAGGAAGUCAAGAAACAAUGGGUCUCUCCCGGCAGCGCAUUUCCUCUCCCGGGAGUCACCUACAACUCGAUUUUCGUAGUCGAGUCGACCAACCAUAGGAUGCGUGUGGUGGCAGACCACACCUCCUCCGGUCUCAACGACGGCAUCCAACGAACCGAUUGCCCGACGAUCUAUGAUACCAUCAUCGACUUUAUCCGUCUCCUUUGCUGGCAUCGGUUUGCAUCGGGACUUCUUACAGACACAUCAGUUCUCGGGAAGCUCGAUGUCUCUUCGGUGUUCAAAAUCCUCAUCAUGUCCAAGCGCUGGCAGGCGCGUCAAGGCAUAGCAAUCAAAUGCAGACUUUCGGAUGGUACACUACGCACCUGGUACCACAUUGAAUGGAGGGGCGUGUUCGGCUGUCGCGCGAUGCCCUUCCUGUGGACUAGGUUCAUGUCACUACUGAUGUGGGUGGCUCACAACGCCUACGGAAUCGAACACCCCCUUGCGUACAUGGACAAUGCUUUCGGCAUCGAUCUGGCAGGAUCGAUGGUCGCUUACAACCACAACGGCACUACGCACACAAUUCCGGCCCAACAAGCAGCGAUGGCAGCGCUGUGGACCGGACAAGGCACCACAUGGGCGGCGCAUCACAAUCACAGGCAUCGACUGUGACCUGGACUCGUUCUCCGUGUCCCUUCCCCAAAAGGUGAUUGAGGACCUCGUCAGGGAAAUCGACGCGUUCCUCCUGGAACCGAGCCGGCACCCCACGCUCCGCAAGUGGAGACAAAUGACUGGCUGGCUGAGUUGGUCCCUCAACGUGGCUCCGCAGGCUCGCCCGUAUCUUACCCCGCUUUACGAGAAGCUUGCCGGCAAGAAACGUUCCGACGCGGGGGUGCCGAUCAACACCUCGGUUGCGACCGCACUCGCAGCUAUGGCAACGCUGCUCGUCGAAUCUCCCUCGCUCCGCCUAGAUAGCCCAAGUCUCACUCGCUGGAGCCUCAAAGAUGCGGACGUUGUUAUCUACACCGAUGCGUGCCUCCAAAACGCUACGGGGACGGGCGCAGGUCUCGGCUUCUGGUUUGAGUGGAAAGGCAUGGUUCACCACUACUACUGUCGGCCGCAACGAACGUACGAAUGUAUCCAAUUCGCAGAAACCUUGACGGUUGUUCUAGCAUUAGGGAUCGUUACACACCCUUCCAGUCCAUUCAAACCGCUCUCGCGAGUUCUCGUACGUACGGACUCGGCUCCGGCGGUGUACGCAGUCGACUCGGGUGCAGCAAAAGACGGCGACUUCAUGCCGCUGCGCACCCUCACCCUUCGAUCAUAUGUCAUGGCCCAACACCGGAAGUUUGACCUCAAGGUCAUACACGUCCAUGGCAAAGACAACACCCUCGCUGACGACCUUUCGAGGCAACACGAGGUCCAGCUUCACCGGCGCUUCAGCCCUCUCACCCAUUUCGACCCCUUCAUCCCCGGGCUGGAGGGGGUGUCGUUAUGACGAACAUCAGACGAGAGGACGGAAGGCAUGUCUCCUUUGCGCCCCGUCCUCUCUUGGAGCCGGCUACUCGAGCUCAGCCGAUGCUCCCGCUGGAUGAUCUUCGUCAACUACGCGACGAAGCCGCCAUUUUUGCGCUCGAACCCAAAACUCGAUCAGACUACGCUCGAGCUUUGCGGCAAUGGAUCGCUUUCAUCAGCUACUACCGCGCUCAGGGCCAUGACAUCAUGUAUCACCCCACCGAAGACAUGCUGUCGGCGUUCAUCCGACAUCGCUUCCGUACGGUCUCCUCGGUGUACCAGACACUCUCUGGCCUCGCGUUCCACUUCCUACCGAUCAUGGGGAGUACAUGGACAAUAGUGCGCUCCUCACAACUAGUCAGAAACACAAUCAUUGGCGGUAUCAAGCUUAAGCGUCGAGCUCGGAAGCAAGCUAAACCGCUAGGCUUCCGCUCCGUGGCCUUCGUACUUCGCACGGCGGUGGCACUCCGGGAUCUGGACUACGACUCGCUCCUGUUCCUUGCGAUGGUGUCUCUAGGUUUCGUGUCGUGUGCACGGAGUGCAGAGCUCACUGUUCCCUCAACAAUCCGUUUUCGGGAUCCAGCCAAACUCCCGCGACGCAGCACAGUGAAGAUGGACUCCAAUGGCUUCUCAGUCCAUCUUCCGUACCACAAGGCAGACCGCCGUUGGCAAGGGUCGUUCCUGUACUUCACACCCGGCACGACGGAUCCAGCCUUCCUACGCAUCCUGCAUCGCUACCUGCAGGCCCGGGAUAGUCGGAACAAGUCCUCCGACCUGCUGUUCUUGACAAGGGGAGGUCUCCCACCCACCCGCACCUGGUUCAUCGGCCGCCUCCGUCGCACCUUCGGAUCAGCUUACAGUGGACACUCUCUACGAGCCGGAGGCGCGACUCACUACGCUCUGCAAGGUCUCUCGGCGGAUAUCAUCAAGCGGCUCGGGCGUUGGCGCUCGUCCGCUUGGGAGGAGUACGUCAGGGUUUCCCCUCAACUGCAGCAAGCCCUCCUCAACUCAGCAUGA
Molecule: messenger RNA, 4714 nt
Organism: Microbotryum saponariae
Lineage: Eukaryota; Fungi; Basidiomycota; Microbotryomycetes; Microbotryales; Microbotryaceae
Source: the annotation of a GenBank genome assembly